This is a messenger RNA of Lethenteron reissneri (Far Eastern brook lamprey), 966 nucleotides long. Its product is annotated as beta-arrestin-2-like. NCBI's taxonomy places the organism in Eukaryota, Metazoa, Chordata, Hyperoartia, Petromyzontiformes, Petromyzontidae. The record is from RefSeq and is a predicted model, not a curated record. Gene Ontology annotation, molecular function: G protein-coupled receptor binding. Gene Ontology annotation, cellular component: cytoplasm. Gene Ontology annotation, biological process: G protein-coupled receptor internalization; signal transduction.
AUGAAUGCGUUGCUUCCAAAGAUACUUCACGUGGCUCCUGUAAAUGCUCCUUAUCUAUGUUGUCUCGUUUGCAGCGUCUUCAAGAAAACCAGCUCCAAUGGGAAGGUGACAGUCUACAUGGAAAAACGAGACUUUAUCGACCAUCUGGACCACGUGGAUCUGGUUGACGGAGUUGUGUACGUGGACCCGGCUUACAUCAAAGGCCGCAAAGUGUACGUGUCCCUGACGUGCGCCUUCCGCUACGGCCGAGACGACAUGGAGGUGAUCGGCAUCCCGUUCCGGCGCGACAUCCACGUGACCCACCGGCAGCUCUACCCGCCGUGCCAGGGCCCGCCCGCCACGGCCGCCACCGCCAGCUCCCUGCAGGAGCGCCUCCUGCACAAGUUGGGCAGCACGGCCUACGCCUUCAGCUUCAGCAUGCCCCAGAACUUGCCCUGCUCGGUGACCAUGCAGCCGGCUCCCUGCGACAAGGGCAAGUCCUGCGGAGUGGACUUCGAGGUGAAGGCGUUCUGCUGCGAGAAACUCGACGAAGACAUCAAGAAAAAACACUCGGUGAGUCUGCUGAUCAGGAAGGUUCAGUUCGCCCCGGAGAAGCCUGGAGUGAUUCCAUCCGGGGUCGCGAACGUGGACUCUGAAGUCACCAUGAACGCCUCGCUCGACAAGGAGGUUUACUACCACGGCCAGCCCAUCAAAGUGAACGUCAACAUCCAGAACGGCUCCAGCAAGCACGUGAAGAAGAUCCGACUCACUGUCGAUCAAAUCUCUGACGUGGUCCUCUACUGCCAGGACAAAUACACCAAGGUGGUGUGCAACCUGGAGCCUGCUGACGUAGUAGGUCCCAAGUCUAGCCUGAGCCAGGUCUACUCGCUCACUCCGCUACUCGCCAACAACCGCGAAAAACACGGCAUCGCCCUCGACGGCAAACUCAAACACGAAGACACGAACCUGGCAUCUACCACGCUGUGA